Racocetra persica is the source of this 623-nucleotide messenger RNA. The record is from the annotation of a GenBank genome assembly. NCBI's taxonomy places the organism in Eukaryota, Fungi, Glomeromycota, Glomeromycetes, Diversisporales, Gigasporaceae.
UGAAGAGAUACAACAUAUAAAAAAUUCUACAGUUCCAGAAAACACAAGAAAGACGAUUGAUAACUGGGUUCGAAUAUUAAAUAAUUGGCGCGAGAAUGUUGGUUAUAAUUAUUCAAUUGAAACUAUUCAAAAUAAACCACAACUUGAACAAGAAAUGAUCGAGUUUGUGUGUGGUAUACGAAAAUUAAAAGAUGGGGAGAAAUAUGCACCUUCAUCAUUACACAAUGCUAUUAAUUGUCUUGCGAUGUAUCUUUUAGAUAAUUCUUUAAAUAUUAAUAAAUAUAACUUGGCCAGAAAAGUUGCCCAGCAUCAUGAUCCAUUAACUACUACAGAAAUUCAAACAAUAUUUGCACAUGAAGCAACAUCUAUCUCUUACCCACAGGGUUUGCAGUAUCGUAUAUUUAUGUGGUGCUGUUUGUUGUUUGCUUCCCAGGGCGGUGAGCAUGGUGAAAUGCAUGUAUCUCAAUUUGUUUUUACUUCAAAUGAUUCAUUAACUAUCUCAGUGCCACCUGAUCCUGAAGGUUUACUUGGUCCUAUUCAUAAUAUAAAAUUAUAUAUUGAACAUCGGCCAACUAAUUUUACUUGUGAUUACUUAUAUUUAAAAAUUAACAAGCAUUCAAAAG